This is a messenger RNA of Trachymyrmex cornetzi, 2559 nucleotides long. RefSeq lists its product as uncharacterized. Lineage: Eukaryota; Metazoa; Arthropoda; Insecta; Hymenoptera; Formicidae. The record is from RefSeq and is a predicted model, not a curated record. The coding region runs from base 48 to 2054 and encodes 668 amino acids. The transcript is spliced from 8 exons.
CGAGCGGAUAAUUUCAUCAUGCUUGAGGAUGAGAGAACAUCGCCGUGAUGUUACAUCGAAGCGCUUCGUCGCGACGCCGGCGAGCGUCGCCAAACGUGGCAAAUUCAAGUCAGCCGGCAUCCUCGACGAUGCGAGGUCGACGAGCGAGCGUAGCGACUGAGAAACCCCUCAUCUUACCACCAAGUAGCCCCGGCGGAACGAUGGAAAGGCAGCGGUCGCCGAGGGGUAGCAUAGUGCCGAAUAUCGCUCUAGAUACCGAGAGCGACUCUCCUGAUGAAGGAGUCUGUCGUAGGAUCCUGCCGGAUCCUGAACAGUAUGGUACCGGCCGCAACUCCCUGGCGCCCGAGGCGAGCCGCAGCCCGCGAAACUCUCUGAUACCUGACGAUUAUUGCAGAAGCCCGCGAGGCUCCCUAAUACCGGACUCGAGCAGGAGCCCACGUAAUAGUUUAGUACCCGAUAUGGUGCGGUCAUCGCGAAAUAGCUUGACGCCAGAAGUCUCUCUUAGUCCGCGUCACUCUCUCGUGCCGGACUCAGCACUUAGCCCGAGAAAUUCUCUGGUGCCGGAUGUGGCCUAUAAUCGGAGUCCACGGAACAGUAUGGUGGCGAUUGGCGGCUCUAGAAUAUCCCUCUUACCGGAAAAUGGUAACGCGAUCGCGGCCGCCAGUCGUAGUCCCAGACAUUCGUUAGUACCGGACACGACGAGAAGUCCGCGAGGCAGCAUGGCAAAUUUGGAUUUCGACCGAAGUCCACGUGGCUCGAUAUGUCCGGAAUUGCACAGAGCAUCCAGGAGUAAUAUUACGCCUAUGGAAGUUCCAGAUAGAAGUCCACGCGGUUCGAUAGUCUCGGAGUGUCUGAAUCAGAGUCCUCGCGGCUCCAUCGCACCUGAUCCCAACAGAUCUCCUAGAGGAUCGAUAGUGCCGGACGCAAAUCGAUCUCCACGUGGAUCGAUAUGUCCGGAGGGCAGCAAUAGAAGCCCGAGAGGAUCGAUCGCGCCGCAUGAUCAGACAAACCGAUCGCCACGCGGAAGCAUAGGCAUGAACGACGUCGAAAGACAUUCGAAAGGAGCUGUUAACGACGACGAAACCAGAAGUCCCAGAGGAAGCAUCGGGCCUGAGGGAAUCAACAGAAGUCCUAGGGGUAGUCUCGGAGGACAUCAAGAUAGAAGGGCGCCGAGAGGCAACCUGGGCUUGCAAGAUCCUAGAAGAGCUUCCGCAGAUCAAGGGAGCACGAGAAACCGAAGUUCCUCGCCUUAUCGCCAAAGAGAAGUGAGCUCGGGAAGCGUCAGAUCGGGCGGAAGCGGUGGCGCACAGGUCAAUCUAGGAUACGGAACGAACGCCUGGGCCGAUUCCAGGCGAGCUAGCAGCUCCGUUUCACAGCUUUCAGGCGAUGAGUCGCGCCGGCUUUGCGCCAGUGGCGUGAAGGCACCCGAAAAGGGCGAUGCAGAGGCUGCGAAUCUCGGUGUAGCAACCUAUGGCUCGGUCGUGUUUCAGUUGAAAGACGCUCAUCUCGAGGCAAACGGCAUCUGCGACUUCGUCUUUCGCGCUUUGAGAGUCAUCAGCAAGACGAUGACGUUCACUAUAUGUCUGACCUGUUUGUCCACUGUGCCUAUUUUGAUGUUCAUCUUCGGUGUGCAGUUCAUUAAGGAUUGCCCUAAAGAGCCAUACAUUCCCGUGUACAUGCUGAUCGGCGGAGUUCUGGGCGCCGUGCGUAUGUUUUGGGCGCUGUAUUCACAGAUACGCUCUCGGAGGCCGGAAGUCUCGUCCCAUUCCGGCAACAGACCACAUGUCUCGCCUAUGAAAUUACUCUCCAUAGUUUUAUCGUGCUUCCUGGUCGCGUGGUUCGUGUUAGGACAUUACUGGAUACUGCAUGCAAUGUGGCCGGAAUACGAAUUUUCGUUGUACACGCCCAAUAGGUGGUGUCAUAAGACGCUUUAUAUUUUUUCUUUAGUUCAUCUGUUCGUAGUGUACGCGGUUUUAUUUCUAAUAUUAAUAGUGGCAGUCGGCCUGGCUUUCUGCAGAAUUUUGGAAUGCCCUUUACCAGAAAGAUACAAAUAACCACGGCGAUCCGUUCGCCAGAAUAAAAUCCGUGAGAAGAAGAAAAAAAAGUUUGCGGUUGGCAGUGGAGUUAGCGGCUGGAGUUUAGACAGACACGUUCUGGAGGAUCUGGAGGAGGAGGACGACGAUGACGACGGUACGCAGAGCGACGUUGAUCUAAACGAAGACAAUUGCGGCAAUAAGAUCGUGCAAGAAGUGAAGUUUUGCAGCAAAGUGCAGUUUCGCGCGCCGGAUAUCAUCGAGCUGUGAUGAAUAAAUGAUGUCGCAAUGGAAGGAAUGGGAGAGACGUCUUGCUACCCCAGCGGCGGAAGGACUCCGGAGACAGGAUGCCGGCAAAAGCGAUUCGUGAGCUGAAAAACUUUCUCGUGCUAACGAGGAUGCUAGCCGCAGGGUUAGGAUUUGUGAGACGGAAGAGAAUGGCGAGGAGAAACGGAUAAUGAGGUCGCUAAAGAAAAGCGUCGCCAAAGGUCGACAAGGGUGUAUCACUUUCGUAAAUAAUCGAGGU